Messenger RNA from Aureobasidium melanogenum CBS 110374, 564 nucleotides. RefSeq lists its product as uncharacterized. Lineage: Eukaryota; Fungi; Ascomycota; Dothideomycetes; Dothideales; Saccotheciaceae. The transcript has 2 exons. The coding region runs from base 1 to 564 and encodes 187 amino acids. The record is from RefSeq and is a predicted model, not a curated record.
AUGGAGGAGCAGAUUCCCAAGGCUCCCGAGCCCACAAGCGCUGCUGCGCCCAAGCAAGAGGAACAGGAGUUGCCCAAGUUGUCGCCACAAGAGUUCAGGAUAUACAACAGAAUGGCAGAGCACAUGGACAUGUUCCACGAGAACUUCCGUAGAACGUGGAAUUUACUGUACGGAGCAUGCGAAAGCAAGAAGCGUCCGGCUGGCAUGUCAAUCCGUCAGUUCAUUGGUGUCGGAGACGACUUCUGCCACCAUUUGACCAUCCACCACACCAUCGAGGAACGCCACAUCUUCCCAGUCCUUGCCCGCAAGAUGCCAGCCUUCAAGAAAGAGCUUGAGUUGCUCACGCAGCACAAACAGAUUCAUGAAGGCCUCGACAAGUUCGAAGAGUAUCUCGGUCAAUGCCGAAGUGGAGAGAAAGAGCUGCGCAUGGAUGAGAUGAAAUCGAUCCUGGACACAUUCGGCAAGGUCCUAUGGCAACAUCUUGACGACGAGGUACAUGAGCUUCGAGCGGAGAACAUGAGACGGUAUUGGACGCCAGCCGAAAUGGCGAGGAUCCCCAUAUAG